AUGUCUCAUAAGUUGUACAAUUUGUUCAACGCAUUUUCUCGAGUGCUGGCUUUAAAUGUGCUCUGGCUUGUAUUCAUCUCAGAGCUAUGCCAUGGGAAUUCACUGAGCCAGAAUCAUUCCUACACACUUGCCUCAGAUUACCAGACAGACGACGUAGGAAGUAUAAGAGCUGAUGUUUCCUUGGCAAUAGCCACCACAAUCCUUCGUCCCGGGCCAACGCUUCCAGUCUGGCUUGACUACCACCUCCGCUGGGUGCAGCAUGUAGUGAUUUAUAUGGACGAUCCAGAUGAGCGGCCGUUGUUUGAGCAGCUUUGUGGGGAUAAACCCGUCACACUUUUCGAUGGAUCACAAGUCGAGUCUAAUAUGACGCCAGAAAGCCGCCUCAUUAAGCGCCAGAUGGCCAAUAUGAGGCAUGCAAUCGCUUAUCUGAUGGAACGUGGCUAUACAUGGCUCAUUCAUAUUGACCUGGAUGAGCUGCUCUUUGGGACUUUAGUCGAGUCGCGCUCCUGGGCGAGAGACAAUGAUGUGGGCCUCGUGACCUUCACCAAUCACGAGGCGCUCCCAGUCGACUUCGAGACCUCCGAUCCCUUCAAAGACUGCGUGUAUUUUUGGGUGAACGGGGUGGAUCGUAACGCCAACUUUAUCGCCUAUGGCAACGGCAAGAGCGCAGUCCGCCUCGGACCGGGUGUUGAACCAAGAGGACCUCACUCUUUCUCCGGCUACGCUGGCCGUGCCCUCGCACCGUCAGGUGAAGAGGCGAUGAUAUUGCACUAUCCGUACCCUUCGUACAACAGCUGGCUUCGCAAGUUUAACCUCUAUGGCCGUUUUUCUGACCACUGGUUCGCCGAUCGCCAGGCGCCUAGGAUCAUGGACUUUAUGUUGCAAUCGCGAGACGCGGUCCAAAUGGCGCAUAAGACAAAUGACUGGGCCAGUGCCAGAGCGUUUUUCUCAAAACGAAUCCUUGAUACAAAUUCGAGAGAAGAAGCUAUUCGCCAGGGCAAGAUACGUCAAUAUAUGCCGUUUAUGGAAAGUUAA
Penicillium odoratum is the source of this 1035-nucleotide messenger RNA. RefSeq lists its product as uncharacterized. The coding region runs from base 1 to 1035 and encodes 344 amino acids. NCBI's taxonomy places the organism in Eukaryota, Fungi, Ascomycota, Eurotiomycetes, Eurotiales, Aspergillaceae. The transcript has a single exon. The record is from RefSeq and is a predicted model, not a curated record. Gene Ontology annotation, biological process: response to abscisic acid; cellulose biosynthetic process.